Molecule: messenger RNA, 7308 nt
Organism: Polypterus senegalus (gray bichir)
Lineage: Eukaryota; Metazoa; Chordata; Cladistia; Polypteriformes; Polypteridae
Gene: ddc
Product: dopa decarboxylase
Exons: 14
Coding region: 101-1543 (480 amino acids)
Biological process (GO): catecholamine metabolic process; amino acid metabolic process; serotonin biosynthetic process
Molecular function (GO): aromatic-L-amino-acid decarboxylase activity; pyridoxal phosphate binding
Source: RefSeq, a predicted model, not a curated record
ACCACUUUCAUUCAGCUGCAGCAGAAGGCUGAAAGGAGAGAGAGGGGCCGCUUCACCUCCCAACUUGCAAGUAAGAGCAUAUUUACAAUUACAAGCAGUGAUGGAUAUCGCCGAAUAUAGAAGACGAGGCAAAGAAAUGGUGGACUAUAUUGCUGAUUACCUGGAGAGCAUUGAAAACCGAGAUGUCUACCCUAAUGUAGAACCAGGCUACCUACGGAAGCUCAUCCCAGAGUUGGCGCCAGAAGAACCUGAAACAUAUGAAGAAAUUAUGAAGGAUGUUGAACGCAUCAUCAUGCCCGGAGUGACUCAUUGGCACAGUCCCUACUUCUACGCUUAUUUCCCUGCAGCCAGUUCUUUUCCUGGAAUGCUUGCUGACAUGUUGUGCUGUGCAAUUGGCUGCAUUGGAUUUUCUUGGGCUGCAAGUCCGGCCUGCACUGAAAUGGAGACGGUAAUGCUUGACUGGCUGGGUAAGAUGCUGAACCUACCAGAGGAAUUUUUGGCUGGAACCAAAGGACAGGGUGGAGGCGUGAUCCAGGGCACCGCUAGUGAAGCCACACUUGUUUCCCUGCUGGGUGCAAGGAGUAAGGCGCUGAAGAGAUUAAAGGCUGAACAUCCAUCUCUGAGUGAGGCAGAAAUCCUCAACAAGCUGGUAGCCUACACGUCAGAACAGGCGCACUCCUCUGUGGAAAGGGCUGGACUGAUUGGUGGGGUGCAAAUGAAGAAACUCCCAACAGAUGAAAAAUUUGCAGUUCAAGCUUCAGCUCUCAUGGAAGCCAUUAAAACCGACAAAGCAGCAGGACUAAUACCCUUCUAUUUCUGUGCGACACUGGGAACAACACCAUCAUGUGCCUUUGAUAACUUACUGGAAACUGGACCCAUCUGUAACUCAGAACACAUAUGGAUGCAUAUUGAUGCUGCCUAUGCCGGAAGUGCAUUUAUCUGCCCUGAAUUUAGACCGCUACUAAAUGGAGUUGAGUUUGCAGAUUCUUUUAAUUUUAACCCUCAUAAAUGGCUUUUGGUGAACUUUGACUGCUCAGCUAUGUGGGUGAAGAAGCGAACAGACAUAAUUGGGGCUUUCAAAAUGGAUCCAUUAUACCUACAGCAUGAUCAUCAAGAGUCAGGACUUGUUACAGACUAUCGGCACUGGCAGAUCCCUUUGGGUCGAAGAUUUCGCUCUCUGAAGCUAUGGUUUGUGUUCCGGAUUUAUGGGAAAAAAGGUCUUCAAGAGCACAUUCGAAAGCAAGUGAAGUUGGCACACGAGUUUGAAAACCUCGUUCUUCAAGAUGACCGCUUUGAAAUCUGUGCUGAAGUCAUCAUGGGACUAGUAUGCUUCCGGCUAAAGGGGUCCAAUGAGCUAAAUGAAAACCUCUUGAAAAUGAUCAACAUUUCCAGGAAGAUCCACCUGGUGCCAUGCCACCUUGCGGGUGCCUUUGUCCUCCGUUUAGCUGUUUGUGCCAGGACAACAGACUCCAAACAUAUUCAUUUAGCUUGGAAGACCAUUUCUGAGAUGGCUACUGAACUGCUGGGGAAACAGCCACAGUAAGGGCUGUGUGGGAGGCACUGUGUGCUUGUCUUUCAUCUUCAUUUGUAUUUAUGACCUUGCAAGAGGGGAGGGGGUGGUCACUCCAAAGUUAAUGCCACACACUAUUUUCUUAUUUGUACAUCACUUAUAACAAAAUGUUAUUUUCCCCAAAAUUAACUUCACUCUUAGUUUUCACUCUUGUGCCCACCUUGAAUUCAAAUUUAGUACCUUUCUCGAGAUCUAUUGCGGCCUUGCUACCAGUGUGAGGGCUAUAUAUACUGCUCGAGAAAAUUAAGGGAACACUUAAUCAUCACAGUCUAACACUAAGCCAGUUUAGCUUCGUAGAUUUCAUUCUGUCCAGUUAGGAAGCACAAGCAAUUGUGAAUCAACUUUACCUGCUUUGGUACAAAUGAAAGUGACAACAGGAGCACUGGAGAGGCAACAACAAAACAACCCCUAAAAUGGAAUGGUAGCCCCAGAGAAUUGCUUUUCCUUAUCCUUCCUGACUGAUUCUUCUCUAGUUUAGAGUUUUUCUAGUGUCCUUAUCACUACUACAGUAGUAGCAUGAGGCCAAGUCAGUUUGCACAGGUAGUCCAGCUCCUCCAGGAUCCUGACUGCUGAUGAAAUCCUCAGAGCCAAUGUCAGACAUUGCUCUGGUGCAAGAUAAUACGUAGCCGCUUGUGGCCAGAGUGUGUAGGCAGUUCCUGGAUGACAAAGACAUUGAUACCGUUGAUUGGCCCACGAGUCUCUCAGCUCUCCGCGUGUAACAGCCCGUCUCCUGGUAUCUCCUCCAUGCCUUUGAGACUGUGCUGGGAGACACUACAAACCAUCUUGUGACAACACAUAUGGAUGUGCCAUCCUGGAGGUGCUAGACUAACUGUGCACCCUGCAAACACUGUAUGUAGUGACAAAGCAAAACGCAAAGAAUCAGUCAGGAAGGGUGAGGAGAAAGCAAUUAUCUGUGGCCAUCAUUCCUCUUUUGGUGGGGUUAGGGGUCUCCUGCUGUUGCCUCUCCAGUGUAUCUGUUGUCAUUUUCAUUUGCACAAAUGCAGGUGAAAUUGAUUUAGAAUUGCCUCUGCUUCCUCAAUGGACAGAUUGAUAUCCCUGCAGCUUCAUUGACUUGGUGUUAGACUGUGAUGAUUAAAUGCUACCUUGAUUCUCUCUCUUUUUUUUUUAGUAUUGUAGAUUAGUAGAAGUGUACAUUUUUCUUGAUGACCAACCCUGCAAUUGGUGGUACAGACCUCGCUCCUCUCCUGUGAACAUUUCUAGUGCGAUCGAUUAGAACUUGGUUAUGACAUUCUUGUUCCCCUUUUAUGGCUUUAGCAGUCAAGAUGAGGAGGAAUUACCAUACACCACAGGACAGAAAAAGGUUUUAAAAUGUAGGUCUAGGUGGCACAUUGAUUAUUCCUGUUGUCUGACUGAUCCAGUCUCCAGCUUUUAAUCUUGCUCUUGUGAACUUUGCACUUUCUGCCCAUGUGUGUGUAGGUUUUGCUUAGAAUACAGUGACUUUCUUUCCACUUACAAAAACUGACAGGUUUGGCUGAAUGGUAACUCUAAAUUGGCCUUGUGUCUAUGAUCGGGCCUUCUUAUGGACUGGUAUCCUGUCCAGGGUUAGUGCUACUAUGAUAAGCUCCAGAUUCAGCCAGCGCAGAAUUAGAUGAAUUGGGUUUGCAGAUGUGAACAUUAUGUUUGUUGUCUUCCUCCUUUGUUCAACCUCCCAAUUGCUAAUAUGCCAUCAGGUUUAAUAUCCUCUGAAGUUCCUGGUUGCAUUAACUCCCUUUGGUGUUCCCAUUGGAAAGAUGUUAAGAAUGUUGCUAAAAAAUGACCACAAUACACUAGAGGGCAGUAGCACCAAUCUAUCUAAUUUCUCAUUAGGGUGCCUUGAUGCAUUCUGGGUAAAACUGUGAUUUUUAUAUUUGUGUAUUUUGCUUACUUGUUAUUUCUCAUUGUGAGAUUUCCUUCUUAAACUCUGGUUUUCCUCUCACAUCCCCAGGAGCCCAGCAAUAUCUACCAUUAAUUAAUUUUUGAGCUAUGAUGAAAUGACUCAUCCCAUUCUAAAGCUUGCUCCUACUGUAGCUGGCCUGAUACAGCAAGUGAAGAUAAGCUAUCUGAGCACCUACAAAAAUGCAGCGCCCCCCACAUUUCGCCCCCGGUAAAUUUCACACAACUCCCCCCCUCCCCGCCCCAUUUUGCCCCGGUAUUUUUACCCAACAUUGAAAAUAAAAAAAAGUUCACUCAGGUAGUGUUCUUAUAUGACUCGCAGAUCAAUGUGUUCCACUGAAAAUAGUAUGCGUGAUUGCCUCCAUAAAAGAUGAAUAUUAUACUUAAAAUUUGAUCCGUGUUAUGUGAUAUAGUAUUGUACCAUUGUACUAGAUUUUGCACUUUUUUUUUGCCAGCACUACGGCCAUUUCAAGACAUGCGUUUACGGUUUUCACCACCUGAUUAUUGGUGGGGCAUGGCCAUGUUGAAGAAUCGUAAACCCCUCGCAGACAGCACAAUAUCAAAACUGUUGCGUCAUCACUCACCACAUCAUGUAUUACUUUCUCACUGAAAGUGUUAUUUUUGCAUUGUGACUAAACCUUAAAAUCGACUUUAUAAAAUUUCUCUUAUGUCAGAAUGAAUUUCAUCAAUUAGAGGUAAAAGAAAAUUGAUAGAUGAUGAUAACCACAUUUACGUAUUUUCAAAGAAAACAGUCGAUGAACAACAUGGAAUCUGGGUCUGUGAAAAACGUUCCAUCUGCAAAGGAUGUUUUGAACAGUCAGUUUGGAAGGCCCAGUUGUAACUAAGCAUAAUCAUGCAGCUCAAGCUGCAAGACUGAAAUAAAAAUGUAUAUAUGUUUCAUUUAAGUGAGGCACUAUUGCUAACUUUUUUUUAUCAUUUUGCUACAAAAAUGUUUAAAUUAGGAAAGUCAGUUUUGAACGCUGAGAACGAUUAUUCACUUCAUUAUUUCUAGAAACUUCCAACACUCAAAACGUCUGGGUGUGGGUAUUAGAAGUUACUGGGGUGGGGGAGAAAUAUCAUGGGGGCAAAAUGUGAGAGGCAAAAUUUCCGUAAACCCAAAAUGCUACUCCUUUGCUUUAGGUUAAUUGGAGAUUCUGAAUUGGCCUGUGUGUGUGUAUGUGUGUAUGUAGGUGGACUGAUCUCCUAAUUGCUACUGGGAGAGGCUUCAGCCCCCUUACAUUACAUGUCAUGUUAUUUCAUUAAUUUUGGAGUGACCCUUCUAUAUACUGUAUGUACAAGUAUAUCUAUGUGUAUGUAUGAGUGUACUGGAAAAGUACCUAAAAACCCACAUUGUAAAAUGGUACAGGGCCAGCAUAUUCAGAUAUUUGGUAAGCGAUGUAAACUUUCUGUUGCUCUCAAUCCCCUGCCACCACCCCUUGCACCCCAAACCCCACCCACACCCCUGUAACAAGAUUCACUAAUGCGCAGUUAUGGAAAAACUUCCAUUCUGUAGACUUCAUAAAAUGAAACAACACACUUUGAUGUGCAACGUGAUCAGAUCUUCAUGGGGUGCCAGCCAGACAUCCCUUGCUAAAAUGUGAUUGGGAUUGCACCAAGAGGCUGGAGUAACAGUGGGAGUUUGGGACCUACCCGUUACUUGUUUCAGAACCAUUUUUGGGACGGCACUGAGAUCCAAACGCUCGUAUUGAUACCAAAGUCAAGUACUGACCCAACACUAGUCUGUAAAUGUAUGUAUAUGUAUAUAUAUAUAUAUAUAUAUAUAUAUACACACACCGAUUAUAGAAAGUGCAUUUAAAAAUGAAACAAACUUGGUGCGCAGCUAGGAGGACAACUGUGGCAAUACGAAUGGUCCCUUGAUGGCGGUAGAGGUUGCCGUGGCUAUUUUUUGCAUGUCUGUGUCAGGUUAUUAUACAGUACAUGUUAAUAAACCUGGAUGGGAAAACAACACAAAGAAAAUCGAAAGAUUUAGCAAAGAUAAAGAAAGAAGACAACACCGGUGAAGUGAUUUCCAUCAGAAGGUUCAGCAAAUCUCAAGGAACAACUAACAGGAAAAAUAAAACAGAAAUAAAAAACCAAAGGUGUAGAAUGGCACAGUAUUCAAGAGGCAUUGCCGAUGUGGCUGGCAAUUUAAAACGGUAAAGAUGAACAGAAAGUCCAGGAGUCCUCGAUAAUCAAUGCUCUGUGGAAAGAGCAAAACAUUUGUGGGUAAUGAAGGGAAGUGUAAUGCCAUGAAGGGAUAAAAAUAGAGAAAACACAAACAAGUAAAAUGGUGGGAGAUCUUAUGCUGGAUGUAUGUGGGAUGAUCCUGAGCCCUCAGAAGACGCAGAUGUUAACAACUCCAUUAUCGGUGAUCGAGCAAGGCCAGAGCUGCACAGCAAAACAGUGCAAAUAUACAAAGUGGAAGUGGAGCUUUAGGACUGGGAGAAGCACCAUGUGUCGCAACACAAAGGGAGAAGGAGAAAGUCCUGGAUCAAGAACAUGAUGACAAAUGCAGAGCCUUAAGUGGUGAGAUACUGUAUGAUGGGGAUCUGUGUCUGCAGCAGCAAGGAGUCGCAAGGAAAUGGAAAAUGCAGGUAAAGAAUGACAUAAGGACACAGCAAGUAUGACAGACAAGAGGAGCUCAUGAGGUUAUCUGUUAGCUUGGGUGUUCACUCCUGACUUGUAUUUUUUUCAGAUUCUAACAUUCCUUAUAUGAACAAGUGUUAUCAUAAAAAUGAUAAAGAUUAACGUGAGGUACAGUGAUUUAACAGGUGACGUUGAUAGGAAUAAUAAUAAAGGUGAUGGUGAUGGGAUACCAGGAGCCCCCAAAUUAUCCAUUGUAAAGGGAAUGGCAAAUAUAAGGAAUGUCAUAGCGUAAUAAUGGGUUUUAGUCUAAGUGUAGAACAUUAAAUGUCACUUAGUGUGACACAUUGUGUGCCAGAGGAUCAUGAGCAGCGAAUGAGAGGAUCAUGAGCAGCGAAUGAUCUCCAUCCAAACAGCCAGAACUAUGAGGACUCCAAAAACCGUUUGACAGGCUACCGUUAUCUGACUAGAAAUCUCAUCCUAGCCUGUGAACACUCCAUGGUCAUCUCCUCACUUUCCUCAGUCUGGCCUGCCUGGAUGGAAAUGGUCAUCCAUCAAUACAUGGCCAGCUAUAAAGAGUCUGUAACCCACAUGGCUCCUGUGUUCACAGAUGGUGUUCAUUACUACGUGUUGCCUCAGGAUAUUAAAAUUCCUGAUGAACUUUUAAUGUUAAAACUACAGCUUGGCAUGUGUCGUCUGAGUGAUCCUGUGCUUACACAGAGCUAGAGGUGCUCCUACGGGCCACCCUGUGACCAUUCCUGUUGUCACAAAUGUCCACGUCACUGAUUGCCAUGCAAAGUUUGGUUCGUUUUUAAUUUUAAUAUGUAUGUGUACAUGUGUUUUUGUCUAUAUACAGGUACCUGUAUUUGUAAUAUAUACAAAUGCCUAUAUAAAAAUGUACAUGGGGCACAUCUAUCUAUCUGUCUAUCCAUCUUAUCUCUCUAUCCAUUAUAUAUUUGCACUGUAUGUGUAUCUAUAUAGACAGGCACAUAGACAAACAUAUGUAAGCAGUUGUGGUGAAGUGCCAAUUAAUUGUGCUGCUAAAUAUUUUGCUUUAACUGAAAAGCCAAAAAAACUCUGUAUUUUAUUAGUGGGUUAAUGUCAGUUAUAAUCAUUAAUAUGAGAGGAAAUAUUUCUGUAAUAAUUACAAUGAUUGUACGGUGUCAAUUGUAAAUGAUAUUUUGACAGGAUUGUCAUCGGUCUAAAGAGAUGUGAAUUACAUUGUCAGUUUAUUUCAGACAUUAAAAAUCCUUUUGAUUCUG